CUUUUAUUUCCUUCGUUUUGGUUUUCUUCAAAAUUGAAAUUAUGAGUCUUUUACCAAGCUGGCCAGAGCCAAUUAUCCGAGUCCAAUCUCUAUCCAAAAGCGGCAUCCGAAAAAUCCCCCAUCGUUUCGUGAAGCCGCCUUCGGACAGGCCAUGUAAUAUCAUGGACAUUACAACAACCUCCAUUAACAUUCCGUUAAUAGACCUCGAAAACCUUAAUUCCCCAAACGACAGCGUGCGUCAGGAAACAAUUGACCACAUUUCCCACGUGUGUCGUGAGUGGGGUUUCUUUCAAGUGGCUAACCACGGGAUUAGCCACGAGCUCAUGGAGAAAACUCGUGCUGUUUGGCACGAGUUUUUUCAACUUCCGCUUGAGGAGAAGCAAAAAUUUGCGAAUUUGCCGAUGACUUAUGAAGGGUAUGGUAGCCGUAUUGGGGUGGAGGUAGGUGCUAAAUUGGAUUGGUGUGAUUAUUUCUUCCUUCAUUAUCUUCCCCAAGUGUUGAAAGAUGAGAACAAAUGGCCUUGUCUUCCAGUUUCAUGCAGGAAAGUAAUCUCGGAAUAUGGUGAAAAAAUGGUGAAAUUAAGCAGAAGGUUAAUUAAAAUUCUAUCAAUAGGCCUUGGAUUAAAUGAGGAUUAUGUACACAAAAGUUUUGGAGGAGAUGGUGAAAGUAGUGCAUGUUUAAGAGUAAAUUUUUACCCAAAAUGUCCACAGCCAGACCUUACACUUGGGCUCUCUCCCCAUUCGGACCCUGGUGGCAUCACCAUUCUCCUCCCAGACACCGAUAUCUCCGGCCUCCAAAUCCGUCGCGGCAAUAAUUGGUUAACUGUUAACCCGAUUCCGAAUGCAUUCAUUGUCAAUAUUGGAGAUCAAAUUCAGGUGUUGAGUAACGCGAUAUACAAAAGCGUGGAGCACAGAGUGAUUGUUAAUUCGAACAAAGAGAGAUUGUCCUUAGCAUUCUUCUAUAAUCCUGGAGGCCGCGCACUCAUCAAGCCUGCAGAUGAACUUGUCACUAAAGAUUGUCCUGCCUUAUAUUCUCCAAUGACCUUCAAUGAAUAUAGAUCAUUCAUUAGAACAAAGGGUCCUAGUGGGAAAUCUCAAAUUGAAUCACAUAAAUCCCCUAGAUAAUUCAUUGCUACUUGGAAAUUUCUUAAUUACGAUACAUGUGUAAUGCUUUACAUUAUAUAUUAAUGUACAAAUUAUAAU
Capsicum annuum is the source of this 1202-nucleotide messenger RNA. Its product is annotated as protein SRG1-like. The record is from RefSeq and is marked provisional. Lineage: Eukaryota; Viridiplantae; Streptophyta; Magnoliopsida; Solanales; Solanaceae.